UUGCUAUUUUCUCUCUCUCUCUCUCUCUCUCUCUCUCUCUCUCAUAUUUUGGUGGUGUUAGGAACUGGGUCUAGUUUAAGAGGGGGAGGGGUGGAAGAAUGGGGAGGCAGCCAUGCUGUGAUAAGGUGGGGCUGAAGAAAGGGGCAUGGACAGCAGAGGAGGACAAGAAGCUCAUCAACUUUAUCCUCACCAAUGGCCAAUGCUGCUGGAGAGCUGUGCCCAAGCUAGCAGGAUUGCUUAGGUGUGGGAAGAGUUGCAGGCUGAGAUGGACAAACUAUCUCAGGCCUGAUUUGAAGAGAGGAUUGCUGUCAGAGUCUGAGGAGAAGAUGGUCAUUGAACUCCAUUCUCAACUUGGGAACAGAUGGUCAAAAAUUGCUGCUCAUCUCCCUGGUAGAACUGAUAAUGAGAUAAAGAACCAUUGGAACACACACAUCAAGAAGAAGCUAAGGAAAAUGGGAAUUGACCCCCUCACUCACAAGCCCAUCGCUGAAACUGUUGACCAGCAACAGCAGCAGCAGCAGCAAGGAGAUGCUUCAGUUAAUGGAAAUGAUAAAAAUGAGCAGCUCUGCGAGCAGUGUCCUCCAAAGGUGGCACAAGAGGAAGCAGAGGAGAAGAGCAUCACAAGCUCCUCCGAUCCUGUAGAGACCGAUCCAUUUCUUAGCAAAUCCCCUGGAUUUUGCACUGAUGAAGUACCCAUGAUUGAGCCCCAUGAGAUUAUAGUCCCUUGUGCAUCCUCAACCCUCUCCAUCUCCUCUACUUCUAUCUCAUCGUCAUGCUCUUCUUCCAGCUCUGAUGCUAAACCUGAGGAAAUCCAACUUCCAUGCAUGGAGUGGCCGGAAUCAUUGUACCUCUGGGGGCUGGAUGACUUCAUGGGAUUGGAUUUUCUGAAUGAUGAUGGGGAUGAAAAAUUAGGCCUCGAUCCUUUUAACCAAUAUCAAAGAACUGCUUUAGAUCAGGAGUCCUGGAAAUUUGCGCUCUUCUGAUCUCAAGUUAUGGCUACAGAUGCAAUAAAAGAAUGGCUUUGUGAAGACUCAUCCUUUUUCCUUCAUUUCUCUUCUUCUUUCUUCUUCCUUCUUUGUGGUUACUUUUUGUUCCAUAUGAAAAUAAAGGAAUAAAUGGAAUCUGGAUCUUAAUGGAGGAUGUAAUUUUCUUAAUUAAUUGCCAAGUGUA
Messenger RNA from Elaeis guineensis (African oil palm), 1170 nucleotides. Its product is annotated as transcription factor MYB20. The record is from RefSeq and is a predicted model, not a curated record. NCBI's taxonomy places the organism in Eukaryota, Viridiplantae, Streptophyta, Magnoliopsida, Arecales, Arecaceae.